This is a messenger RNA of Mercenaria mercenaria, 1404 nucleotides long. RefSeq names its product tigger transposable element-derived protein 4-like. The transcript has a single exon. Gene Ontology annotation, molecular function: DNA binding. Gene Ontology annotation, cellular component: nucleus. Bases 1 to 1404 code for a protein of 467 amino acids. Lineage: Eukaryota; Metazoa; Mollusca; Bivalvia; Venerida; Veneridae. The record is from RefSeq and is a predicted model, not a curated record.
AUGUCGGCGACAGGGAAGACGGGAGUUAAAAGGAAGGCGCAGACCAUUGAGUUUAAGUACCAAGCGAUUCUUGAAGUGGAAAAAGGCAACAGAUCACAGACGCAGAUUGCAAAAGAUCUUGGGAUCAGUACAAGCACAUUGGGCACUUGGCUGUCAAAGAAAGAAACAAUUAAGCAGGGCUUUUUUGAUUACGGGCCAAAACGGAAGUCCAUGAAAACUUGCAAAUGGGAUGAAUUAGAGACAGCUCUGUUGAAAUGGUUUAGCAAUGCAAGAGAUCAAGGUGCCAUCGUAUCAGGACACAUUCUAAUGCAGAAAGCAGAUCAGUUUGCCGAAAGUUUGGGCAUCCAGGAUUUUCAAGCAAAAGCUGGCUGGCUAUCCAGAUUCAAAGACAGACAUAACAUUUCUUUCAGAUCUGUCUGUGGUGAAGCAAAAUCCGUUGACACAAACACGGAUGCAAUGAAGCAAUGGGAAGGCAGCUUGUCUGCAUUGCUGGAAAAGUACGACCCAGAAUGCAUCUACAAUGCCGAUGAAACCGGGAUCUUUUACAAGAUGCUUCCGGACAAGACCUUAGAGUUUAAGAACGUUGAUUGUAGUGGUGGCAAAAGAUCAAAAGAACGGCUCACUGUCCUGGUCUGUGCAAACAUGACAGGAACUGACAAAUUGCCACUCUUUGUCAUUGGGAAGAGCGCUAAGCCACGCUGUUUCAAAAACAAACAAACUCUACUGACGAAAUACAGCAGUAAUGCUAAAGCUUGGAUGACGUCAGAGAUAUUUAUCGCUUGGUUGAAAGAUCUUGAUGCUGCAUUGAAUAAAAGACGCCGCAAUAUUGCCUUGGUAGUGGACAACUGCCCUGCCCACCCAAACUUCAAGAAGUUGGAGCAUAUAGAACUGGUGUUUCUUCCCCCCAACACGACCAGUAAAACACAGCCAAUGGAUCAAGGAGUAAUCCAAAAUCUAAAAGUUCACUAUCGGAAGCGCGUCGUGAUACGCCAAGUGGCAGCGAUUGAAAAUAAGGAGGAGUUCACUAUCAAUGUCCUGGAUGCCCUCAGAUUCCUCCAACAGUCAUGGGAGUGUGUUACCUCAACAACCAUUAGCAACUGCUAUAGGCACGCUGGCUUCAGCACUGAGAGACUUGAAACCCCACAAGAGGCAGAGACGCUAGAUGAUGAGGAUGAGCUUGAUGACAUACCUCUUGCAAAGUUGGUCACAAUGGGUUACAGAGAUACCCUCUCUGAUUUCAUACAGUUCUCCGAGGAUUUGCCCACAUCCGAAGCUUUGACCGACGACGCCAUUGUCUCGAGUGUCAUAGAGUGCAGACAGGAAGUGGACGCCGAUGCCGAUGAAGACGACGACGAUGUCUCUAAUACGCCAACCAGAACUGUAGACGACGCAAUGCAGGCCUAA